Molecule: messenger RNA, 1788 nt
Organism: Mauremys mutica (yellowpond turtle)
Lineage: Eukaryota; Metazoa; Chordata; Testudines; Geoemydidae
Product: cytosolic phospholipase A2 gamma-like
Exons: 15
Coding region: 1-1788 (595 amino acids)
Biological process (GO): glycerophospholipid catabolic process
Cellular component (GO): nuclear envelope; nucleoplasm; cytosol
Molecular function (GO): calcium-dependent phospholipid binding; calcium ion binding
Source: RefSeq, a predicted model, not a curated record
AUGAAUUUCCAGAUGAGUUGCAAGGACUUCUACAGCUUUGUGAUUGCCCAGAAGCAAGUCAUGACUUUGGCAAAAUCAUCAAAGAAGUACGAGACUUCUGGCACGUCCGAGAGAUUGCGAUUAAGGGCUGAUAUGGAGCUCAUCUGGGCAGGGAGCCAGGUCGAUGAUGAUAAAACUGUUCGGCUUUCCAAUGAGAUCUCGGACGGUGAGAAAGAAGCCAUUAGGAAUAGAAGGCCAAAAGUACUGGCGUGCCUCAAGAGCCUUGGCAUUGCCUGUGAAGAGGAUAACACGCCCAAUGUUGCUGUCCUAGGAUCAGGCGGAGGUCUGCGGGCCAUGAUAGCCCUUCAGGGAACCUUGGUGGAGAUGAAGAAUCAGGGUCUUUUGGAUGCUGUCAUGUAUCUGUGUGGGGUAUCAGGGUCCACCUGGUGCAUGUCUUUCCUCUACAAAGAGAAGGACUGGACAGAGAAAUUGCAGGUCUUGGAAGAACAACUGUGCAAUACACUUCCCAAACCUCCAUGUGAUGUUCUAAAGGCGUUUUCUAUCUUGUGCCAGGCAGCUGAAGAUGAACUCUUCUCUCUGACCGAUGUCUGGGCAUUUUUUGUCUUCCUUUUCAUGUUGAAGAAGUGUGACCAGACCACGUUAUCUCAACAUGAGGUCGCCUCCACAAGUGGGACGAAUCCUUACCCCAUCUAUGCAGCAGUUGAAAUGAAGAAAUUGCAUGAAGAAGGUGGAAACAGCCCAGGGACCUGGUUUGAAUUCACCCCCCAUGAGUGUGGCUUUCCUGGUCCAGGGGCAUUUGUGUGCACCAAGUACUUGGGAAGCAAAUUCGAGGAUGGAAAUUUGAAAAAACAGAGGGAAGAGAAAAAUAUCCACUACCUGCAAGGUUUAUGGGGAAGUGCCCUUGCAAGCCGUCAACAUUUACAAGGUAUCAGAUGCACUUGUGCAACUUGUCAGUGUAUCCUCCUCCUUCUGGAGCUUCAGGUUCAUGCCUCAGCCGGAGAAGACUGUGAGGGAGUCUUCAAGAAGCUGAAGGAAGUCCUGAAAGGUGAGAACAGCAAGGAUUCCUACCAGAAGUGCUGUGAAAUGAGUGAGACCUGGGGUUCAAAGACCUUGGAAGAAAGAAUGGCAGACUGUGAUGCACAUGACAGGAUUUUUGAAAUGGAAUUUGGAGGAAAGACUUAUGUGGAGCUGGGGCUGAGGGGAAAUAUAUGGAGUAUAUGUAAAUUGUUAUGGAAAUUCUGGAGCUGUUGCCGAGACUGGAUCUGGGGGACAACCAAUAACUUUCUGUACACAUGUGACCCCAAAUCCAAAUCUCCUGUCUUCACCAAGGACAAAAUCAUCAGCUUGAUCGAUUCCUGGACUGCCAUAAAUUCUGCCUACCCCCUUGUUCUGCGCGGAGAGAGGAAAGUGAAACUAAUCCUCUCCUUUGACUUCAGCGAUGGGGAUCCUUUCGAGACCAUCAAGAAAACUGCCAAGUAUUGUGAGACAAAUAACAUCCCAUUUCCCAAGAUAGAUCCAGAAAAGCUGGACCCAUGUCACCCCUCUGAUUGCUACAUCUUCAAAGGAAAGGACGUUCCCAUCGUCAUGCACUUUCCACUCUUCAACAUCAAAAAUUGCCCAGGUGAAAUAGAGCACUUCAGAAAGAAGUUUUCCGUCUCUCAUUUAGUCUACAUAAAGAAAGAUAUUGAUGAACUCCUCGAAAAAGCAAAGAUGAAUGUAUCCAACAACAAGGAGAGGAUUCGGGAGGAGAUCCAGCGGAUUGUGUCCUCCUCCACCAAGGAGUUUUAA